Ilex paraguariensis (yerba mate) is the source of this 1664-nucleotide messenger RNA. NCBI's taxonomy places the organism in Eukaryota, Viridiplantae, Streptophyta, Magnoliopsida, Aquifoliales, Aquifoliaceae. The record is from the annotation of a GenBank genome assembly.
GAAUUUCUUACCACUUUUAGUCAACCAAGAGAGUCCUACCACCAAUUCCUAGUCGCUCCAGCUCUACUGGGGGGGCCUACGAGCGGAAUCCCAAAUGACAAGGUAGACCGGAAAUAUUGGAGCCAUCCCGGACAAGUUUGGUGAGCAAAAACUGAGAGAGAGAUGGGGUUGAAGGAUGCAGUGCCAUUUGUGGGUAUGGUGAUGUCUCAAUUUGCACAAGUGGGACUAAUCAUAAUAAGCAAAGAAGUUCUGUCCAGUGGGAUGACCAAUUUUUCCUUUGUCUUCUACUCCAAUGCUAUUGCCUCCCUUAUUCUUCUUCCUUCUUCCUUUCUCAUCCACAGGUCAGACCGUCCUCCACUCACUCUCUCUCUCGUCUCUGGAUUUUUCUUGCUGGGUGUUCUUGGUUGUUUAGCGCAGCUAACUGGGUAUGCUGGAAUUCAGUAUACGUCGGCUUCAUUUGCCUCAGCAAUGCUCAACCUCAUCCCAGGAUUCACUUUUGCUCUUGCCGUCAUUCUCAGGAUGGAAAAACUGAAUUUUAGAAGCUCAAGUACCUUGGCUAAAUGCAUAGGAACUAUAGUGUCAAUCAUUGGGGCUUUCAUAAUGACUCUCUACAAAGGCCCCCAAAUUUUAAGGACCCCGUCAUAUUCAAAGUUCCAUCAUCAGCAUGUUCUGUUACAACAAUCAAACUGGAUUAUAGGAGGACUGUUCCUUGCAGUUGACUGUGCUGUGUCUUCAGCAUUUCUUAUUGUACAGGCACUGAUCCUUGAGAGAUACCCGGCCGAGCUGAUUAUAGUCUUUUUCUACUGCUUCUUUGCUGCCAUUCUAUCUGCUGUAGUCUCUUUGAUUUCAGACAGAGACCUCAGUGCAUGGGCCUUACAACCUAGCAUGAGAUUGAUUGCUGUUAUGUACUCGGGAAUUAUUGGUUCUGCAUUUCAAGUCAGUGUAAACACAUGGUGUGUGCACCAGAGAGGGCCUCUUUUUGUUGCUAUGUUUCAUCCCUUGGGGAUUGUUAUUUCAGCUGCAUUUGGUAUCAUCUUUUUAGGUGAUAAUAUCUACCUUGGCAGUUUGGUGGGAUCAAUUGUUAUUGUUGUGGGGUUUUACUCUGUGAUAUGGGGAAAGGCUAAAGAAGAAAAAAUUGUGGGAAACAAUGAGAUAAGGAGAUUAGGAUCGCCCAGUGAAAAGGCCCCUCUUGUGCAGAUCAAUAUUGAGGAGACAUCUGUUUAGGUCAAUUAAGCAGAGCAAAGGUCCAUAUCUUCCCAUAAAAGGGUGGACAAGCAAUCUAUGUUACAAACAUACACAUUUUCUUGAUUAUGCAAUGGAAGUAAUAAACAUGGGAGGCACUAUCAAGAUAGAGCACUCCUUUGCAGUUGAGUCCCUUUUUUUUGGGAUCAGUACUAUCAUACGCUUAAGGUUAUUUGGGAAAAUAUGAUACCUCCUGAACCUGUGAACCAUUCCAGUCGUUGAUGUGCCUCUUUACUUCCAAUACCGAUAGGAAUUGGAAGAUCAUUCUGGUACAGUUAAAGAGUGGGAAAUGAGAUUACCUUUGUUUUGUAAUUUAAUGCUAUUAUGAAGUAGCAGGAUAUAUCAAAACACCAAUUGUAAUCGUGAAAACACUUUUUUUUUAUGUAAUCGUGAUAAAGCUACAAUAACUUUCUUCGAAGGGU